Molecule: messenger RNA, 943 nt
Organism: Astrephomene gubernaculifera
Lineage: Eukaryota; Viridiplantae; Chlorophyta; Chlorophyceae; Chlamydomonadales; Astrephomenaceae
Source: the annotation of a GenBank genome assembly
CAGCACGUUAGCUUUGACCACUUCAUAUCAGCCCAUGUUGCUAUAGCUUUUGGUAGAUGCUCCACCACUCGCAUCAAGUACUGAGUCGGGCAAGCAAUUCUGUGCCUGCGUGCUCUUCAGCGGCGCCUAUUCCUAUGAAAGCGGCGAGCACUCGCCAGCUCGCUAGCAUGAACCGACUGGGUCUUGGCCGAGCGCUAGGGGAGUGGAGGAAUGCUGGUGCCCGCUCGCUGGGCGGCAGGACAUCCUCGAUGGGGUCACACGCCUCGUACGGCACCGCCCCAUCUUCGUCCGUACGACAGCAGCAGCACCCCCACCCCCACCAGCAGCCAGCUCGGCCCCCCCGGGUGGUGGUGCUGGGCGGGGGUUUCGGAGGGCUGUAUGCGGCAGUGCGAUUGGGGCAGCUGAUGUGGCCGCGGGGGAGGAAGCCGCAGGUCACCCUCAUUGAUCAGUCCGAGCGGUUCGUGUUCAAGCCGCUGCUGUACGAGCUGCUGGCCGGCGGGGCGGGGCUGGCGGAGGUGGCGCCCACCUUCAACCAGCUGCUGGGAGGGGGCGGCAGCGGGGUGGAGUUUGUGCAGGCUCAAGUCACGGGCGUCCAUCCAGCGGACCCAGCAGACGGCUCCAACACCGACAACGAGGCGUACGACGAGGCAGGAACCGCAACCGCUUUCUCAACCGACACGGCAACCGCCGCCGGCCACGUGUCGUUGUCGGACGGCAGUUGGUUGCCGUACGACUACCUUGUCGUGGCGCUGGGGUCGCAGCCGGACUGCCGGGGGGUGCCCGGGGUACGGCAGUGGUCGGUGCCGUUCGCCAGCUGGGAGGAUGCGUUGAGGGUCCGCGGUGCAGUGGACCUUCUGAUCGACAGCGGCUCCGGGGGCCGGGUGGUGGUGGUGGGCGGCGGCUACGCGGGGGUGGAGCUGGCGGCGGUGCUGGCGGAGAGGGU